This is a messenger RNA of Chlorocebus sabaeus (green monkey), 681 nucleotides long. NCBI's taxonomy places the organism in Eukaryota, Metazoa, Chordata, Mammalia, Primates, Cercopithecidae. The record is from RefSeq and is a predicted model, not a curated record.
AUGGGCUCAGUCUCAGGAAAUCCAAGUCAAGGAGUUUCAAUCCCCCGAGAUGAGCCCUGCUGUCCAGGGAAGCAGAAAUCUCUGAGCCCAGGCCCAGGCUCACCUGGGCCCAGCACUGACUCACCAGAGUGUGUUUCUCCUUUUCCAGGGUCCUGGGCUCAGUCUGCCCCAAUUCAGUCUCCCUCUGUGUCCGGGUCUCUUGGACAGUCGGUCACCAUCUCCUGCACUGGAACCAGCAGUGACAUUGGGCGUUAUAACUAUGUCUCCUGGUACCGACAGCAGCCAGGCACGACCACCAAACUCACGAUGUACAAUGUCAAUACGCGGCCCUCAGGGGUCUCUGAUCGCUUCUCUGGCUCCAAGUCUGGCAACACGGCCUCCCUGACCAUCUCUGGACUCCAGGCUGAGGAUGAGGCUGAUUAUUACUGUAGCUCAUAUGAGACCAGCGACACUUUCCACAGCGGUCCAAGUUCACAGAGAACUGAGACCAAAACCUGCCCUGGGCUCUCAGACUUCCUCCUUUCUCUGAAGAUGCUUCCUCACCCUGUGCAAGGGGCUUCCUGCAACACGUCCUUGAGAAUUCUUCUCUCUCAGCUCCUCUCCUUUCCCACCAUGAAAUCCAAAAGGAAACCUGCUCUGUGGUUUCUCAUCCAGGACAGGGACAGCUUCCUUUUGCUUUAG